AUGAGCAAUUUUACGAUGUAUUAUAAACUCGACGGAGAUUCAUUGUUUCCAGUCAUCCAAAAUAUGACCGCAGAGGACAUCCUCCCUUUCAUGAUGAUCAAUAAACGAUACCAACAAAUCGUCUUGAAACUCGCGGUCGUUCCAUCGUUCAAAUCGUUGACACAAAAAACACUCAGAAUGUUUCCAGCAGCAAAAACGAUCUCGUUUGGCCUUGAGAAUUACGUCGACACCUUUGGCGAUGACGAACGAUAUAAAAAUGCCGAUUACGAGUUUCACAUCACUUUUAGUCCAAAUGACGUCUCGUAUAUUCCAUACUUGGACAGAAUCGCUAACAAACUGAUUUCAUUGAAUGUGCCUUUCCCGGUCCCAAACACCGUCGAACUUCUUCCAAUUCUCCUCAAAAUGUCGAACCUUCAAACACUUGUUAUUGACGCAGGCAAUUUGUGUAAAAUCUCACAAUUGUCUUCAAGUGCACUGGUCGACAUCUACUCACUCCCACAACUGAAACUCGUCAAAAUCACCGCACUCUCCCUCACACUCAUUUCUCACUAUUUGCUGUGGAACGACGUGUUCGGGACAAAGAUGGACUCGGCGACUAAAACAAUCAUCUACAUCAACAGACUACAAGACAACGACGACUUGCUGAAUGUCGUCAAUAAAGCACCGAAAAACGUCCAUUUUAUGAUCGACUGUAAUGAGAACUACGACGGGCUGUACGACUUGCUGGCGCACAAAAGUGUUUAUCUCUCAUUCAAUAGAGUAUAUACAGGUAUUGGGUGCACUGUAUCUAAAGACACUGACAACGCGGAGAAGUACCGCAAAAUACUUGACGGGUUGUUUGUGCAAUACAUGCCACGAGCAAUUUGUCCAAAUUGUUUCAUGGACUUGCAGUUCAUUCAAGACGCGUUGACGGUGACAACACUGUACAGCGUCAACGAGGAACUUUUAGAAAAAAUGAAGAGACUUGAACAACUCACUGUGAGCGAGCAAUUUGGCGAGCUGAAAACGUCGUACGACUUUAGAAAUUUGCUCUCGUUAACUUCUUUGAAGCUCAUCGGUUUCGAGUCGAAAAAGAGAAGCGUGAAACUCCCUUCAAGGUUAAAGGAGCUCGAGGUCUUAGGUUUCAUCAACGAAGAAAAGGAUGUUGAUGUCGAAAACGUUGAAGGGUUUGUCGGCCUCACGGUAUUGACAAAACUCGCAAUGACAAAAUGUCAGUCUAUUUCGCUCUCAUUACCAUCCUCAUUAAAAUCACUCCAAUUAACUGACUUCCCAUGUAUGUCAGAAUUGCCUUUACAAAGACUCCAAAUUUUGUCUUCAAUCUCAGUCAAUUCGUGCGCCGCAAUGACAUCCAUUUUACUCGGAGAUGCGGUCAGAACAAUUAAUUUGGUCAACUGUGGAAGACUCAAAAAUGUCCACUCGUUCAAAAAGGACUUUAAACUGACGGCCGACGCAUGUUACGCACUCGAGAAGUGA
This is a messenger RNA of Entamoeba invadens IP1, 1473 nucleotides long. RefSeq lists its product as hypothetical. The record is from RefSeq and is a predicted model, not a curated record. Lineage: Eukaryota; Evosea; Mastigamoebida; Endamoebidae. The transcript has a single exon. The coding region runs from base 1 to 1473 and encodes 490 amino acids.